This is a messenger RNA of Hydatigera taeniaeformis, 744 nucleotides long. NCBI's taxonomy places the organism in Eukaryota, Metazoa, Platyhelminthes, Cestoda, Cyclophyllidea, Taeniidae. The record is from the annotation of a GenBank genome assembly.
AUGGUGGAGAUGACGUGCUGCCUCUUCACCAAUUCCACUCGAGCCAUCGCUGCUCCCCCUUCGCAUACCCAAACACCAUUCUCGAUGACCUCUUCACCUCCACUCUACUCAUUCAUGCUGUACCGCCUUACUUCUGGCCCUCCUCACAUCCCACCUCCAACCUUGCCUCCACAGGUCACUUCUAUGCUCGCAUUCUACGAUCCCCACCCCACCUCUCUCACCUUAUCCUUCCUUCCCACCACCUUAGUUAAUCUUCACUUUACCAACGAUGCCACAAGUUCAACUUCACCCACCUCCCUCCUCCUCUCUGCCUCCAUUCCGAUUCGCACCGCUCACAUCGCCUUCCUUACACAAGACCAUCCAUCCACCAUGAAGUCAACUUCACUUCGAGUGGUGCUCCUUCACCAAUUGGCGUCACGCCUACGCACGUUGGAACAGCACCGUGGCCUCGUCUUCGAGUCCAUUCUUCUGCCGAGUCACAUGUACUCCACUUGUGCCAAUUCACCAAUCACUUCAAUCCUCCACCCUCACUCCAAUUACGCAUUCACAUGCACUAACCAGCUCACGGCUCGUUUUUCACUGCUGCCUCCUCAACGAAGCCGAGUAAAACAAAACAUGUGUGUUCGUGAAACUACCGUGCAACUUACGCUCUCUCUCACCAUUCCUACAAAUAAUUUUAUUUCAACUGCAAUUAUUUCAUGUUCUGUAGCAAAAUAUCUCAACUCUAAAAUACCAUCUGCAUAG